AUGGAUGCAUUCCCGUACAUCUCUCCGCAACUCAAGUACUCAGGCUUGACCAGGAAAGAAAGAGGAGGGCCGGCAACAAGGGAAAAGCCUGCUACCAUGGACCAGGCUAAUUCACCAGGUACCAAUUCGGCACAAGCAGACCCCAUCAACACAGCUCGGGAACACGACUCCAUGAACAAUCGCAGCUACGCGAUUCCAUUCCCCGGUAGCAUGAACUCAUCCGAAGAUGACCUUCCACCAUUUCCGGAUGCCGAGGUUUCCUCACUGGCACUGGACAAUAAGCCCGGUGCACGUUUGCACUACACGUACUACCCUGCAUCCAAACCUCACGGCGGCCAUCCGAACCCUUUCUCGCAAACGCUCAUCGUUUUCCUCAACGGGCUCAUGAUGCCAAGAAGCUCAUGGGAUCCUGCCAUGCGCAGCUUUCUGGAAAAGAGAAUAGUGGGGCGUCUACCGUAUCCUGCUCUGUUGAGCUACGAUAGAUAUGGUCAAGGAGAUUCAGAUGCUGAUCCCGACGACCAGCAACCACCCCCGUCCCACGGACACGACGCGAUAUCUGCAGUCAAAGCACUGAAGCAAUUUACCCUACAAAUCUGGAGGGAACACCUUGACGUCAACAAACCUACGCACUACCCCUGUCUCAUCUUUGUAUGCAACAGCAUCGGCUGCGCACUUGCAAGACUCUUUGCGCAAUGCUAUCCAGGAACCGUAUCUGGUCUGUUGUUCCUGGACAGCAUCAUGGCCAACUCGGACUACCAAGACCUGUGGCCGGACCCCGAUGCACCAGACUUCAACUCGCACACACUACCCGAAGGUGUCACACAAGACGAAGUACGAGCUACCAGAGAAAAGUAUAGAAGAAUGUUCCAUCCCGACGUUCCUAGUCAAGAGGGGUUAUCCAGACGUAAUCUGCCACAACUAUUACCCUACGCAGAUGCACCAAAACUCGAGGGCUACUUGGGCAGAGGCCCGUACCUCACAGUCGUAGGUCAUGACUGGGAAACGUUUGCCGAGCAGUCGUACGAGGGUACAAUGCAGACACCCAAGAUUCUGACCAUGACUUAUGCCAACCCCGCUUGGCGUCGCUACAACGAAGGUCUCUGUCGCAUCACGGACGAAGGCAAAGCCAUAGGUCCCAUCACAGCUGUCCGCUGUGGCCACUUUAUCCAACAAGACGACCCCAGAUUCGUGAGCGAUGAAAUGGUCAGCCUGCUCGAUAGAGUCGUAAAUCGAGUUCAGCAGGUUAGCCAGCGGGACUAA
Alternaria ethzedia is the source of this 1260-nucleotide messenger RNA. RefSeq lists its product as uncharacterized. The coding region runs from base 1 to 1260 and encodes 419 amino acids. Lineage: Eukaryota; Fungi; Ascomycota; Dothideomycetes; Pleosporales; Pleosporaceae. The record is from RefSeq and is a predicted model, not a curated record. The transcript has 2 exons.